AUGGCGGAGCCGCCUUCGCAAUCAGAUCCCUACAAUACCUUCCUCCACGCCUACCAACAAGGCUCGAUCCCCGAAACGUUCGCCCACCUCCUCCACGAACCUAGCGCCGUCAUCACCGAGCUGAUUCAAAGCCGUCACGACCCCUCUCAUCCCUCCCAUUUCGUCUGGGAACAAGCCGAGCAACUUCCCCGUUUCCGAGAAUACCGUCUCCAGAAGCUAGCAGACGAAGUAGGAAUUCCGGUAACCACUACAGGCCCUGACACAGCGAUCAUCGCAGAUCCACCGGUGACUGGCAAUGGCAAUGUCACGCAUGACACGAAGGCAACGGAGAAAGCGUGCGAGCUGCUGAAUGAAGAUGAGAAUGCUAAGGCGGUCUACGAGCCCAGUCAACAUGGCAUUCUAGUUUGGUGGAAGGCAGAGGUUUGCUGGCCGGAAGAUGAGCUAGCUCCAAGACUACGCAUACCUACCAUCAUGGCUACCAUGUCCGAUCCGAACGAUGCCAUGACAGCGUUCGCGUUUCUCGACCGAAGCGAGAAACCAGAAGAGUGGGCCAAAGGCUGCAAGGGCCAUUCGGAAGAAGAGCUCCAGGCUUUCACGGAGCUGAUGCAGAACCGCCUCAACCGCACUCAUCAGGCGUAUAAUUUCUGGAAAACACAUCGAACCACCAACGCUCUUCCGAGCUGCGGAGCUCCAAUGCCAGGCAAACGAGAUCGGAAUACCCGUUACUGA
Molecule: messenger RNA, 729 nt
Organism: Mytilinidion resinicola
Lineage: Eukaryota; Fungi; Ascomycota; Dothideomycetes; Mytilinidiales; Mytilinidiaceae
Exons: 2
Coding region: 1-729 (242 amino acids)
Source: RefSeq, a predicted model, not a curated record